Messenger RNA from Strongylus vulgaris, 585 nucleotides. The record is from the annotation of a GenBank genome assembly. Lineage: Eukaryota; Metazoa; Nematoda; Chromadorea; Rhabditida; Strongylidae.
GCCUAUGGUGGAAUCAAAGCGGCUAGAAAUCUUCAUGCGAAUCUUCUGCACAGACUUCUCAAGGCGUCAUCGUCUUGGUGGGAUCGGACUCCCUCUGGACGCGUUAUCAAUCGAAUUUGUUCUGAUGUAUACACUUGUGAUGAUAAUCUGCCGUUCCAGCUUAAUAUUCUUCUCGCUUCCUUCUUCAACCUCAUUGGUACGAUGGUGAUCACAAUCAUGGGUCUACCGCUUAUGACUCCAAUCAUUCUUCUCUUACUUACAAUUUACUACUUUAUUCAGAAAUAUUACAGGCUAACGACCGUUGAACUGAAAAGACUCACUUCGUUAAGUUUAUCGCCCUUUUACUCUCACCUCGGUGAUACUGUUAACGGUCUUGUGACGAUUCGAGCUCAGCGAUAUGUUGAGAGAUUUGCUAAAGAAUUGCGGGAAAGGCUUACCGUCAAUCUAAGAGCGCAAUUCUCCUCAUUAGCUGCGAGUCAAUGGCUGUCAAUACGACUAUCGCUGAUUGCCGUCGGCAUUGUGGCUACAAUAGCUCUAUCAGCCGUGGUUCAACACCAGAUACUAGGAGUUGAUUCAGUGUUCUAA